Capsicum annuum is the source of this 1083-nucleotide messenger RNA. Its product is annotated as peptidyl-tRNA hydrolase 2, mitochondrial. The transcript has 9 exons. Gene Ontology annotation, cellular component: mitochondrion; cytosol. NCBI's taxonomy places the organism in Eukaryota, Viridiplantae, Streptophyta, Magnoliopsida, Solanales, Solanaceae. The record is from RefSeq and is a predicted model, not a curated record. Bases 113 to 703 code for a protein of 196 amino acids. Gene Ontology annotation, molecular function: peptidyl-tRNA hydrolase activity.
UAAUAAGGUCUUUACACGUCGUCAUACCUUUGUGUGCUACCAACUUCAGUAAAUUCUCAGCCCAAUCACUCUUAUCACCAUCCUCUCUUUUAUCCGAAACAACCAAAGCUCAAUGCGCAUCUUCGAUAGCACUUUCCCUUCUUCCAAGAAGGAGAAAGAGGAAAAAGAAUGGUUAGGAUCAAGUUUCAAGCCAGAGAAUUUUAUACCAGGAAUAGUAAUUGGUUUCAUAAUUGGGUUGUUGAUGGAUUUGUCAAAGCACUCCAAAAGUAGUAACAGCUUGAAGAAGACAAGUAAUUUGCUGAACAGAAAUCAACCUGAAAAGAUUUUGGCACCAUCUAAGGCUGAUGAAGAACUCAAAAUGAGAGCUUUUCCCCUUUCCUGCAUUCGUGGUUUUGUAUUAGUUGUCAGACAAGACCUGAAAAUGGCACAAGGAAAAGUUGCAUCUCAGUGUGCUCAUGCUGCUACUGGCAUGUAUGCAGACCUUAUGCAAAGUGAUCAGUAUCUUUUGAGGCAAUGGGAGCAAUGUGGACAGCCCAAAAUAGUUGUUACCUGCAAGAAUCAGCAAGAAAUGAAUAAGUUGAAGGAAGCAGCUGAGAACAUUGGUCUUCCAACUUUUGUGGUUGCUGAUGCAGGACGUACACAGUCCUCAGAACAUGCGUAUGUUUUUUGGAAUUUUUAUGAUGCAGGUCGCAUCAGGCUCUAGGACAGUUCUUGCAGUUGGACCAGGAAGCAAGUCCGCGGUAGAUUCAGUGACCGGAAAGCUGCGCCUCCUUUGAUGAUAUUGAUAGCAUCUGCUGGAACCCGUAUUCAGAUUUGAGCGGGUAAAUUUGCAGCAACAUUUGAUCCAUGUUUCUUACAGAAGAGAUGCCAUAGCUGCUGACAUGAGGAUUUGAUAGAUGUGCUAAUAUUUUUUUUUGGGUCAAACAAAGAUUUUAUUUAUUUUACAAUGAUACUACAGGGACAGUUUGUGGCAUAACCACUAAACAAGUACCAGCAGAAGUAAGACUAGCUAUAGUAGAAUUCCUAAAAUGUACAACUGGACUGUAGGAAUAUCAUUAUUAGCAAUAUACAUAUUCUGAUGAA